Messenger RNA from Geodia barretti, 510 nucleotides. Lineage: Eukaryota; Metazoa; Porifera; Demospongiae; Tetractinellida; Geodiidae. The record is from the annotation of a GenBank genome assembly.
AUGACGUGCGAUGUCGGAGCGCAUACCCACCUCAUCGGGCAACUCUGGAAGACCUAUCGUUGGGGCAAUCAAAUCAUGACAAACGGGGGAUCGUCAAUGGGAUUUGGGAUUCCGUCGGCGAUUGCUGCCAAGCUGUGCUGUCCGGAUCGGCAGGUCGCCUGCGUGACCGGCGAUGGCGGGUUUUUGAUGAUGGCAGGAGAGAUGGCAACCGCCAUCAAUUUAGGAACCCCCGUCGUUUUUGUGAUACUGACGGAUCAGAAUCUCCAGUUAAUCAAGAUUAAGCAGGAACGGAAAGGCUUCCCCCAAUACGGCACGCGCCUUUUCGGGGAUGCCUAUAACCCCGCCCAUACCUAUUUUGGCGUUCCAGUCCUCGUCGCAAAGGAUGAAGAGACGUAUCGGUCUGCACUGAUCAAGGCGUUUGACAUGAACGCACCUGUCAUUGUCGAAGCGUUUGUCGAUCCAGCGGAAUACGAUGAUUUAAUCCUCAAACCACACCGAGUGGAAGAUUAA